CCACGAGCUUUCUGGGAAGGAGAAGCUGUAACAUGAAGAUGGUAUGAACUUUGGCAUCGGUUCUGUUCAGACUCUUAAGCUCAACGUUGUCCGUCUAAUAAAUUCUUUCACAGAGUACCUCAACACUUUUUCAUGUUGCUUUAUUAUGUCUUUGACUAAUGGGAAGUCGUUUGUAUUUGGUUUCGUGUUAAAAUUUUCUACUACUCUAUCAGAGGCUAUAAAACAUGCUCAGCUAUAAUUUCUAUGCAGAAAACCUAUACAUUCAGUAAUUGAUGUGUAGAGAUGACUAGCUUGUUUGCGGUUAUGCUUGUCAGUACUUAUUUAACUGCACUAUGUUGCGCACUUGACACCAUUCUUCCAGGUAAAAUUGUUAAAGAUGGAGAUACCAUUGUUUCACAUGCUGAAAGAUUUGAACUAGGAUUUUUCAGCCCUGGUGAUUCCAAGAACCGAUAUGUGGGCAUAUGGUACAAGACUGUCUCCGUGAAAACGGUGGUUUGGGUUGCCAAUAGGAAGGUCUCAGUCAAUGAUACCACAGGUGUAUUAGAGUUGUCGAGUUCAGGAAUCCUCAGCAUUACUAAUAAUACAAAUGGGACUACGAUAUGGUCUACUAAUAGCUCAAGGUCGGUGCUAAAUCCAAUAGCACAGCUUCUGGACAAUGGAAACCUGGUUAUCAGAGAAAAGAAUGAUGACAAUCCAGAUAAUUAUUUGUGGCAAAGCUUUGAUUAUCCAACUGACACGCAUUUACCUGAAAUGAAACUUGGGAUUAAUCUCGUGACAGGUUUUGAAAGAUAUCUUUCUUCCUGGAAGAGUAGUGAUGAUCCUGCUCCAGGAGGGUUUACAUAUCACUUGGAUCCUACUGGAUACCCGCAUCUUGUUUUGAGGAAUGGACCGAUUGAGACGUAUCAAACAGGCCCCUGGAAUGGUGCUCGGUUUAGUGGAAGGCCAAAGUUGAGCCAGAACCGAAUCUACACUCACAGAUUGGUCUAUACCAAAAAGGAAGUCUACUACACUUUUGAGUUACUCAACAGUUCAGUUUUCUCGAGGUUUAUACUGAGUCAAAGUGGUGAAGGUCAGCGCUGGACAUGGGUUUACAGGGCUCAAUCUUGGGAGCUUUUCUUGAAGCUGCCAACUGAUAAUUGUGAUAGUUAUGGAAGGUGCGGAGCCUAUGGUAGUUGCAACAUUGGUAACGGUCCCAUAUGUGGCUGCUUGGAUAAAUUUAUGCCUAAAUAUGAAAAUGAAUGGAAAAAAGCGGAUUGGGGACAUGGGUGUGUGAGGAAGAAACCUCUAAAUUGCGCAAAGCUAGAUGGAUUUCAUAAGUAUUCUCACGUUAAAGUACCUGAUACAAAGUCCUCAUGGUUUGAUGACAGAAUGAGUCUUCGGGAAUGUGAAAGACUUUGCUUGAAGAACUGCUCUUGUAUGGCUUACUCGAAUGUAAAAAUAACAGGUGCAGGGAGAGGGUGUUUGCAGUGGCACGGGGACUUGAUUGAUAUUAGAGAACUCUCUGGAGGAGGUCAAGACCUAUAUGUAAGGGUAGCCUUCUCUGACUCAGAUGAAUCCCAUGGAAAAGAUGGAAGUAAUUUAUUAAUCAUCUUACCAGUAUUGGUGUCAACAUUUUUACUAGUUCUGAUUUCUGCGUGCUGUUUAUGGCAAAGGAAAAAGAACAGACUGUUGAAGAGAUCAGAAGGGAGUCAUGGAAACAAUCAUAUCAGAAAAUUGAGUGUCAAGAGCAAGACACAAGACCUAGACCUACCAUUUCUCCGCUUUAAUGCCAUAUCUUCUGCUACAAACCACUUUGCAUUAAGUAACAAGCUCGGACAAGGUGGAUUCGGACCAGUUUUCAAGGGAAUAUUGCAGGACGGUCAAGAAAUAGCUGUUAAAUGCCUUUCAGAAACUUCCAAGCAAGGAACUAAUGAGUUCGUGAAUGAAGUAAAAUGUAUUGCCAAACUUCAGCAUCGGAAUCUUGUUAGGCUACUAGGAUAUUGUGUUCAAGGGGAAGACAAAAUGUUGGUUUAUGAAUACAUGCCUAACAAAAGCUUGGACUUGCACAUAUUUGAUGAAACACAAAGCAUGUUUCUUGACUGGCCUCGACGUUUCCACAUUAUUGAUGGGAUUGCUCGUGGUCUUCUUUAUCUUCAUCAAGAUUCCCAACUACGAAUUAUCCACCGAGAUCUUAAAGCUUCCAAUAUUUUGCUAGACAAAGAUAUGAAUCCAAAAAUUUCAGACUUUGGUCUGGCUAGAAGUUUUAGAGAAAAUGAAACCGGGGCAAACACUGACAGAGUCGUCGGUACAUAUGGCUAUAUGUCCCCAGAGUAUGCAAUAGAUGGACUAUUUUCUGUAAAAUCAGAUGUCUUUGGCUUUGGUGUUUUAGUACUGGAAAUUGUGAGUGGCAGUAAAAACAGAGGAUUCGUUCAUAGAGAUCAUUGCCAUAAUUUACUUGGACAUGCCUGGAAUUUACAUAGAGAAAACCGGUCUGUUGAACUAAUCCAUGAAGACCUAGUCGAGGACUCACUCCAUAUACAAGAAGUUCUACGAUCAAUUCACAUUGGUCUUCUAUGUGUGCAACAAUCUCCGCAAGAUAGGCCAAACAUGUCAUCUGUGGUUCUAAUGCUUGGAAGUGACGGAGAAUUGCCUGUGCCAACACAACCUGGUUUCUAUGCAGAAAGGAACGUAGGUGAAGGCGAAUUCUUAUCAUAUGCAGACUUUAAUUAUUCAGCGAACGUUAGCAGCAGCUCGCUAUUAGAAGGACGAUAGAGGACACUCAAAGACAUAAUUGUAGCAAUGAA
This is a messenger RNA of Daucus carota subsp. sativus, 2783 nucleotides long. Its product is annotated as G-type lectin S-receptor-like serine/threonine-protein kinase At4g27290. Gene Ontology annotation, molecular function: protein serine/threonine kinase activity; ATP binding. The transcript has 7 exons. The record is from RefSeq and is a predicted model, not a curated record. Bases 283 to 2751 code for a protein of 822 amino acids. Gene Ontology annotation, biological process: protein phosphorylation; recognition of pollen. Lineage: Eukaryota; Viridiplantae; Streptophyta; Magnoliopsida; Apiales; Apiaceae.